AUGGUGUGUUUACAACGGGUUGGUGAGCCUUCAUCGACAAUUCCACCUCAUGGAUUAAAUUUGGGUGCACCAUCUGAUGUUACACGGGGUGAGCCCGUUCCAAGAAAAAGGGGAAGGCCUCGAAAAUACGGGCAUGAUGGAAUAGUGUCACUGGGAUUUGUCUCGUUCUUCGGUUACACCUCCGGCCAAGUUAGCGCCAGUUCAGAAGUGGGGUAG
Messenger RNA from Ilex paraguariensis (yerba mate), 216 nucleotides. The record is from the annotation of a GenBank genome assembly. Lineage: Eukaryota; Viridiplantae; Streptophyta; Magnoliopsida; Aquifoliales; Aquifoliaceae.